Mytilus californianus (California mussel) is the source of this 3225-nucleotide messenger RNA. Its product is annotated as importin-9-like. The record is from RefSeq and is a predicted model, not a curated record. The transcript has 25 exons. Gene Ontology annotation, biological process: protein import into nucleus. Gene Ontology annotation, cellular component: nuclear envelope; cytosol. Bases 10 to 3108 code for a protein of 1032 amino acids. Gene Ontology annotation, molecular function: small GTPase binding. NCBI's taxonomy places the organism in Eukaryota, Metazoa, Mollusca, Bivalvia, Mytilida, Mytilidae.
AGCUGCAAAAUGGCGGGAGCAGACCGAAAUCUGUCAUUGAAAGAAGCAUUAGUUGAAAGUUUGGGUUCUGUGUUGUCUCCCGACGAUGAUCUUAGAGUUUCUGGGGAAGAACAAGUUAAAGCCCUUGAAGUUACUGAAGAAUUUGGUGUACACCUUGCUGAGCUCACAGUUGAUCCUCAUGGACCUAUGGCUAUCCGACAGCUAGCAUCAGUCUUACUGAAACAAUAUGUAGAAGCACACUGGUGUCAAAAUGCUGAAAAGUUUAGAUCCCCUGAGGCUGUAGAAAGUGCAAAAGUACAGAUCAGAAGAAUAUUACCACUUGGGUUGAAAGAAAGUAUCAGUAAGGUUCGAACUAGUUGUGCUUAUGCCAUAUCUGCAAUAGCCCACUGGGACUGGCCUGAAGCUUGGCCGGAAUUGUUCCAGAUACUGAUGGAAGCGUUGACCAGUGGUCAGCCUACCUCUGUACAUGGAGCUAUGAGAGUUUUAGCAGAAUUCACACAAGAUGUAACAGACAUACAGAUGGGUCAAGUGGCUCCUGUGAUUUUACCGGAAAUGUACAAAAUAUUUAUGGCUGCUGAUGCAUUUAGUAUUAGGACAAGAGGAAGGGCAGUAACUAUAUUUAACACAUGUGCUGCUAUGAUUGCUAAUAUGGCUGAAAUUCAAAAGGGUAUAGCCAAGCAGUUGCUGUUCCCACUAAUUCCACAGUUUACACAGGCAUUUAUACAGACUCUCCAAGUACCGGAUGGUUUUACCUCAGACAGUGGAUUAAAAAUGGAAAUAGUUAAGGCCAUAACUCAGUUAGUUAAAAGUUUUCCAAAGUUUAUGGCACCAUAUCUGAAUGAGAUUUUACCACCUAUAUGGUUGAUUUUCACACAGAGUGCUGAGUUCUAUGUAAGAACAGUUGUCAACAAUAUGGAAGAUGCUAAUGACCCUGUUGAUUCAGAUGGAGAAGCUUUGGGAUUUGAAAAUCUGGUUUACAGUGUGUUUGAAUUUGUACAAGUUUUAAUAGACACUUCAAAGUUCCGUAAUACUGUGAAGAAGUCCGUCAAUGAUAUACUAUACUAUGUUAUCAUUUAUAUGCAGAUGACAGAUGAUCAGGUCAGAUUGUGGUCCAAUAAUCCAGAUCAGUUUGUAGAAGAUGAAGAUGAUGAAUCUUUUUCAUAUUCUGUUAGAAUCUCUUCACAAGAUUUACUGUUGUCAUUAGCCAGUGAGUUCCAGGCAGAAAGUGCUCCAGCUUUAUGUGCAGCAGUAACCAAACAUUUACAAGAAUCAGAACAACAGAAGAAUUCUGCCAAUGAAAACUGGUGGAAGAUCCAUGAGUCAUGUAUGUUAGCUAUGGGAAGUGUGAUGAAUUUGGUUGUUGAGUAUGUUCAGACUGGGAAAGUUCAGUUUGAUGUCAUGGGAUUUUUACAGACUGUUGUUUUAAAUGAUAUGAAUUACUCAGCUUCUCCAUUCCUAGUAGGUAGAUGUUUAUGGGCUGCCAGUAGAUAUGUAGAAGCCAUGACACCUGAUUUGUUACAGAGAUUUUUACAGUCUACAAUAGGUGGUCUCCACCCUACCCAGCCAGCAGUUGUUAGAGUAUCUGCCAUUCGAUCUGUAUAUAGUUACUGUAUUCAUUUUAAAUCUCUGAAGAAUCCACAAGUACUUACACCAUUCCUACCGAACAUCAUGGAUGGAUUAUUGUCUGUAGCUACACAGUUUUCUUCAGAUGUGCUGUCUUUGUGUCUAGAAUCUAUAGCCACAGUGUUAUCGGUAGACAAAGCAUUCACAGCAACUGUUGAAAAUAAAAUUACACCUCUUACUUUGGCAGUUUAUCUGAAAUAUUCUUGUGAUCCUGUUAUUGGUGGUAUAGUACAAGAUAUAUUUAGAGAACUAUCAGAAAAUGAAAACUGUCGACAGCCACUAGAAGAUCGACUAUUACCUACACUGACAAGCAUUCUUCAUUCUCCAGAUAAAGUUCCUCUUGGAAUGCCAUCAACAGCAUUAGAGUUGGUAGAAGUUCUAGUCAGAGCCAGUAAUGGACCAUUGUCUAAUGGUAUGGUAACCAAAGGUUUUCCUGCUGUUGUACAUGCUACACUCAAUACUGAUGACAAUGCCACAAUGCAGAAUGGAGGAGAAUGUUUACGAGCUUUUGCCUCUGUUGGUUUAGAACAAGUUAUGGUUUGGCAUGAUGAACAAGGUCACAAUGGAUUGUACUAUAUUAUUCAAGUCAUAUCCAAAUUGUUAGAUCCUAAGACAUCUGAACACACAGCAUCAUUUGUUGGUCGAUUAGUUUCGGUUGUGAUUGGUAAAGUUGGUAGUCAGCUUGGAGAGAAUUUAGAUCUAAUGUUGAGAGCUGUCCUGAGUAAGAUGCAACAAGCAGAAACACUUACUGUGAUACAGAGUUUAGUAAUAGUAUUUGCACAGCUGAUCAACACACAGAUAGAAGCUGUUUUAGAAUUUUUAACUAGUGUACCAGAUCCAAUGGGAAAACCAGCAUUACAGUUUGUAUUACGAGAAUGGUGUUCAAGACAACAUCUCUUCUUUGGUUCUUAUGAAAGAAAAGUUUGUGCAAUAGCUUUAAGCAAGCUGUUACUUCAUACAAUUCAAAGUAAUGAUAAAAGACUACAGGAUAUUACAGUACAAGGAGAUCAGAUUGAACCAGAAACUAACGAAAUUAGAACUAGGUCAAAAACUAAACACACUCCUACACAGUGGACAACAGUACCUGUUUUAGUUAAGAUUUAUAAACUUUUAAUUAAUGAAUUAUCAAAUCAAAUUGAAGAAAACAUGGCUAAACAGAAAGACGACAGCCUUAGUCAGGAAGAUGAGGAUGAAGGCUGGGGAGAUGAAGAAGAAAAUGACAAUGAUGAUGAAGUAGCUUUAUCUGGACAGUCACUAUCUUCUCUUAUUGAUCAGAUGUCAGAAGAUUAUAUUAAUGGUUUAGAUGAUGUGGAAGAGGAAGAAGAUCCAGAUUAUAAAAAGGAUCCAAUUUAUCAGAUAGACUUACAGGCUUAUCUAACAGAAUUUUUACAGUCUUUAUCACAACAGCCAUGUUAUGCUAUGUUUUGUGCCCAUCACAAUGAAGCAGAGAAGUGUGUUUUACGGACCAUAAACAUACCUGUGUAGUGCACAUUUUUAAGUUUUAAAUUUUAACAAAUUUCCAGGACUGCAAGGCGGUGAUCUGUGCAAUGUAAACAAUAUUGAAAAUUAUAUCUAAUAAAUUAUCUACAUGAUCAAAUGAAA